Messenger RNA from Fundulus heteroclitus (mummichog), 1755 nucleotides. Its product is annotated as E3 ubiquitin/ISG15 ligase TRIM25-like. Gene Ontology annotation, molecular function: protein binding. Bases 1 to 1575 code for a protein of 524 amino acids. The record is from RefSeq and is a predicted model, not a curated record. NCBI's taxonomy places the organism in Eukaryota, Metazoa, Chordata, Actinopteri, Cyprinodontiformes, Fundulidae. The transcript has 2 exons.
AUGGAGCAGAACCAGCUGGACCGAGAAACCUUUUCCUGUUCGAUCUGUCUGGAUCUACUGAAGGAUCCGGUGACUAUUCCCUGUGGACACAGCUACUGUAUGAAGUGUAUUAAAAACUUCUGGGAUGAAGAGGAUCACAAAGGAAUCCACAGCUGCCCUCAGUGCAGGGAGACCUUCACACCGAGGCCCGUUCUGAAGAAAAACACCAUGUUAGCAGCUUUAGUGGAGCAGCUGAAGAAGACUGGACUCCAAGCUGCUCCUGCUGAUCUCUGCUAUGCUGGACCUGAAGAUGUGGCCUGUGAUUUCUGCUCUGGAAGAAAACUGAAAGCCAUCAAGUCCUGUUUAGUCUGUCUGGCCUCCUUCUGUGAGAAACACCUUCAGCCUCAUUAUGAUGUGGCUCCAUUAAAGAAACACAAGCUGGUGGAGCCCUCCAAGAACCUCCAGGAGAACAUCUGCUCUCGCCACGACACAGUGUCAGCUGCAGCAGAAAGGACUGAGAGGCAGAGAGAGCUGGAGGUGAGACGAGAAAACAUCCAGCAGAGAAUCCAGGACAGAGAGAAAGAUGUGAAGCUGCUUCAACAGGAGCUGGAGGCCAUCAAGCACUCUGCUGAUAAAACAGUGGAGGACAGUGAGAAGAUCUUCACUCAGCUGAUCCGUCUCAUCCAGAAAAGAAGCUCUGAUGUGAAGCAGCAGAUCAGAUCCCAGCAGGAAACUGAAGGGAGUCGAGUCAAAGAGCUUCAGGAGAAGCUGGAGCAGGAGAUCACUGAGCUGAAGAGGAAAGACGCUGAGCUGAAGCAGCUCUCAGACACAGAGGAUCACAACCAGUUUCUCCACAACUACCCCUCACUGUCAGCACUCAGUGAGUCUACACACUCAUCCAGCAUCAAGAUCCGUCCUCUGAGCUACUUUGAGGAUGUGACAGCAGCUGUGUCAGAGCUCAGAGAUCAACUACAGGACAUCCUGAGAGACGCAUGGACAAACAUCUCACUGAGACUCACUGAGGUGGAUGUUUUACUGUCAGAACCAGAACCAGAGAGCAGAGCUGGAUUCUUGAGAUAUUCAUGUGAAAUCACACUGGAUCCAAACACAGCAUACAGUUAUCUGUUACUAUCAGAGGGGAACAGGAAGGUGACAAGGAUGAAUCAACCUCAGUCUUAUUCUAGUCAUCCAGACAGAUUCACUGGUUGUUAUCAGGUUCUGAGUAGAGAGAGUCUGACUGGACGUUGUUACUGGGAGGUGGAGUGGAGAGAGAGAGUUUAUGUAGCAGUCGCAUACAAGAAUAUCAGCAGAGCAGGAGGAGUGAAUGAAUGUUUAUUUGGACGUAAUGACAAAUCCUGGGCAUUAGUUUGUUACCAAGGAGGUUAUGAAUUUGGUCACAACAACAUCUGGACCUCCAUCUCAGGUCCUGGUUCCUCCAGAGUAGGAGUGUACCUGGAUCACAGAGCAGGUAUUCUGUCCUUCUACAGCGUCUCUGAAACCAUGACUCUCCUCCACAGAGUCCAGACCACCUUCACUCAGCCGCUACAUGCUGGACUUUGGGGUGGAGGUUCUGCUGAGUUCUGUAAACCCAAAUAGACAGAAUCCACUGAAGGUUCAGUGAGUUUGAUUCUGGUUUUUAGAUCUCCAGCAGAUUAUUUUCUUGAUGGUUGUUGUUUUAUGUCUAAACUGCACAGAAAUCAAUAGUCAGAGAUUGUCAGCACUUGUUUUCCUUCAGAAUUGAUGUUCUGGUUCUGUUGGGUUUGUUCAUUUCUCAAC